Myxocyprinus asiaticus (Chinese sucker) is the source of this 1401-nucleotide messenger RNA. Its product is annotated as 26S proteasome non-ATPase regulatory subunit 8-like. Bases 58 to 861 code for a protein of 267 amino acids. Gene Ontology annotation, cellular component: proteasome regulatory particle, lid subcomplex; cytosol; proteasome regulatory particle. Gene Ontology annotation, biological process: proteasome-mediated ubiquitin-dependent protein catabolic process. The record is from RefSeq and is a predicted model, not a curated record. The transcript is spliced from 7 exons. Lineage: Eukaryota; Metazoa; Chordata; Actinopteri; Cypriniformes; Catostomidae.
UUCUUUACGACAGCCGUGUUCAGACAGACCGGUGUCGUACGUUUUUGCAGAAUCACCAUGGCGUCUGUGUUGAAAGAGACUGCGAGCUUGUAUGAGACGUUGAAAGGCGAGUGGAACAAAAAGACUCCGAACUUGAACAAAUGUGGUGAAAUCCUGAGCAAACUUAAGAUAUCCCUGCUGGAGUUGAACUUUUUGCCAACUACUGGGACCAAACUAACCAAACAGCAGCUUAUUCUUGCCAGAGAUGUCUUGGAGAUUGGAGCACUGUGGAGCAUUCUGAAGAAAGACAUCCCGUCCUAUGAACGCUACAUGGCUCAGCUUAAGUGUUAUUACUUUGAUUACAAGGAGGAAUUACCCGAGUCAGCCUACAGGCACCAGUUGCUGGGUCUGAACCUGCUCUUCCUGCUCUCUCAGAAUAGAGUGUCUGAAUUCCACACAGAGCUGGAAAGACUAAGUGCAAAAGACAUCCAGACCAAUGUCUACAUCAGGCACCCAGUCUCAUUAGAGCAGUAUCUGAUGGAGGGCAGUUACAACAAGGUCUUCCUUGCAAAAGGAAACAUCCCUGCUGAGAGCUAUACCUUCUUCAUAGACAUUCUUCUUGACACCAUUCGGGAUGAGAUUGCAGGUUGUAUAGAGAAAGCAUAUGAACAGAUCCAGUUCAGUGAGGCCACACGGGUGCUUUUCUUUUCUUCCCCGAAAAAGAUGACAGAAUAUGCCAAAAAAAGAGGCUGGACCCAGAGCCCUGAUGGAUACUACUCAUUCAGUACUCAGCAUCAAAAGACAGAGGAAGUGACAAUCCCCUCCUCAGAGCUGGCUCAACAAGUCAUUGAGUAUGCAAGGCAGCUGGAAAUGAUUGUGUAGUGUGGCUAUAGCACAAUUAGAAACAUGUAUACAUAAAGGUUCCCAUUUGUUUUAUUCGAAUAUACAAAUAAAACCAUUGUACAGUUUACUCAAUUUAGACACAACCCCAAUGAAUGCUCUCAGAGGUAGAGGCCAGAACUCUUUGGCCUACAUGUAACCGAUUUCUACUUUCUCAUGCCUGUAUAAGAUUCUGUUCAGGUAACAGGGUUGUGGCCAUAUUUUCUGUUUUCAGCAAGAUUUUUUUUUAAAAUAAACACAUUAAAUGUCAUUUUUGGAUAAUUACAUGUUCCACUCAACAUUUGUUUUCCUUUGCAAGGUUUGAUGGUUCUGACUGGCAUGAUUAUGGAUGUUGUCAGCUGCUUAAACUUGAGUGUUCACUGAAUUAUUGUACUUCGUUUUGAUGCCCUUGCCUUGUAUCCUAAACAGAAUGAGGACUACAAAGUUUGUAGAUGUUUCUAAAUUGGAAAGUUAAUUUGUCCAGUUAUGGGAUGUUUAUUUCUUUGUUGUUACAAAUAAAAAAAUUCGGACUCUUUUAGAAAA